Pediculus humanus corporis (human body louse) is the source of this 804-nucleotide messenger RNA. RefSeq names its product Modification methylase HaeIII, putative. The record is from RefSeq and is a predicted model, not a curated record. Gene Ontology annotation, molecular function: methyltransferase activity. The transcript has 6 exons. Lineage: Eukaryota; Metazoa; Arthropoda; Insecta; Psocodea; Pediculidae. Bases 1 to 804 code for a protein of 267 amino acids.
AUGAACGUAAUUGAACUGUAUAGUGGAAUAGGUGGAAUGCAUUUUGCUUUAAAAGAGUCUGGCAUUGAUUACAAAGUUGUCAAAGCUGUCGAUAUCAAUACUACUGCGAAUGAAGUAUACAAAUUAAAUUUUCCUAAAACAUUAUUACUGGGGAAAAACAUACAAAGUUUACAAUUAGAAGAUUUCAAUGGAAUAGACAUGAUUUUAAUGAGUCCUCCUUGUCAGCCUCAUACAAGAAAUGGUUUAAAAAGGGAUAAUUUAGAUGAAAGAAGUCAUUCUUUACUAUAUUUGUUAACUUUAUUACCAAAAUUACAUUCGGUUAAUUAUAUAUUGUUAGAAAAUGUAAAAGGUUUUGAAAUUUCGAGAAUUAGAGACGAAUUAGUGGACAUAUUGAUUAGUAGCGGGUAUACAUAUCAAGAAUUUUUACUAACACCAACUCAAUUUGGAAUACCCAAUUCAAGAUUAAGUGAUGGUGUUGAGAAUGAAAUCAUUAAUUUACAAACAAAUUUAGAAACUGAUUUUGUUCAAUGUUAUCCAUUAAAGGAAAUUUUAGAUGAGAUGAGAGUUAUAAAUCUUGUUGUUUUACUAAAGGUUAUGGACAUUUUGUUGAGGGAACCGGUUCCGUUUUGUCAUCGAAAACCUCCAGCCAUGUAUUUUACACCGAAAGAAAUAUCAAAACUCAUGUGUUUUCCAGACAGUUUAAUUUUUCCUAAUUAUUUUACUAAAAAACAAAAAUACAGGUUGUUGGGUAACAGUGUAAAUGUUCAUGUUGUCUCGAUUUUAAUUAAACUUUUAGUCUCAUAG